This is a messenger RNA of Oryzias melastigma (Indian medaka), 1153 nucleotides long. RefSeq lists its product as uncharacterized. Lineage: Eukaryota; Metazoa; Chordata; Actinopteri; Beloniformes; Adrianichthyidae. The record is from RefSeq and is a predicted model, not a curated record.
CGUCCGAGGGGAAGAAGGCAGGCUGGUGCAGGGGAUCCGGUUACUUCUGAGGGGUAGAAAACUUUAAAUUAACAAUAUGUUCAGCACCAAUCUGGGGACACUCACUAGGCUUCAGUGUGUAGCUGGUUGUGUAUUUUCUUUGUUCAUCCAAAGGGGCUCACAUAGCUUGCAGCUACGAAACCUCAUGACCUCUGCUGGGUCGGACCAGCUGCUCAUCCCUCUGGAAGACAAAAUAGUCCUUUUUAACAAACCCCCAACCUAAGUCCAGCCUUCACCAUUUUCAAUGAAUACGUUUGUACCAUCCCAACACUUUUGGGGGUAUAAGAACCACCAUUUCUUGCUGGAGUCAGACUAGUCCAGACACCCCUCCUUGCUUCUAACCAUCAUGUCUUUGAUCAAAGCUGCAAAGAAAAAAGAAACUCUAGCCGAUGUUCACCACGAUCAAACAGACAACUUCUAUGACGACUUCGUCGACUUGAGUCCACCAGAAUUUGAAUUCCUGGAGGGUGAAGAGACCCAGACUCCUGCAGCUCCGACGUAUCCCGCCAUUUUCAACGAAUCAUUAAUCUCCCCUUCAACCUGUGCGGGUCAAAACACGAGUAAGAUGUCCCUCAGAGAAACCUUUCAACCGACUCAGCCAAAUUCUUCAGUGGAGACCUCCAUCAGGGGGAAAGCCGCCAGUCAAACCACGAUGCUCCAGCAGCAGCUGCUGUUGCGGCGGCUGUUGCGGCGGCGGCAGCAGUGGCGGUGGGUGCUGCAGAAACGGCAACAGCAGUGGCGGAUUUCCACACAAACAACCCCUGCAGGAGCCGCCUCGGCCUCAGACCUGGAGCCCCACAGGUCUGGCUACGGAGAGGAGACUCGAGACCGUCGAACUCCAGAAUCCUGAAUUCAAGAAAACACAUCAAGACCCUCCCCCCUUCCCCGCCGAAGACCGAGACAUUGAAAGAGUUUCUCAGGAUCAGCUGAACAUGGAUUUGGUCCAGCAAAAGUUUUACCUGACCAGACAGCUGCUCAGAUUUGGGAUGAUGGUUGCUGAAAUUUUGCAAGAAAUGUGAAGCUUGUUGUUGUUGUUGUUGUUUUACCGUCAUAAACUGUUUGAAAAAACUAUCCUGAGCUCUUUUCUUUAAAUAAGGAUCAGCAUAAAGUGAAC